AUGGCUGCUGCACUCAAGAAUGAUAGUUUUGUGCUUUAUGCUCUUGCAGCUAAAGAAAGCGAAGCGGUUGAUGGUCUUGCUUCCCCAACCAUCAUGAUAGAGGAUAUUAUCAAGGUCAUUAGAGUAGAUGAAAAGGGCGAGUUAGUUGAAACUCAUGAUGAAAUUGCUAAAUCCAAUGAUGAAUUUGGAGAAAAUGGUAGUCCAGCCUUGCCUUCCUCUCAAGGUUAUGAAUUCUUGGAUAAAAAUAAGGAACACGAUGCUACUAUUCCUCUCCCCACUUUUACUGCUACUUCGACCCUGAAUGAGGAUACCUCUUUCAUUUCUAGCUCAACUACUUAUGAAAAAGAAAAAGCUGAUCUAUCUACACAUAUAGAUCAUGAAAGUACCUCAACAACAAUAAAUGCUCCUAUAGCUAUAGCUACCAAUUGUAAAACUCAAGGGCAAGUUGCUGUAACCUAUGGUGAAGGACCUAGCGACGCUACGGCAAAAAUCGUUCGUCAAUUGAACCAGGCAGAUGCACGUGCCAAUUUUUUUGUUAACGCAACAUGGUUAUCUAUGCAGCAAUAUGCACUCGUUGUCCAAAAUACAUAUAAUGCAGGCCACUUUAUUGGCAUGAUGUAUCGCGUUCCUGGCGACGAUUCGAAUCAAUUAACAGAUGAAGAACUCCGACAGGACAUUCUUAAUAACGCUUAUGCAAUCGAGACCGUCAUCCAGGUUGCCCCUAAAUACGUUCGUCUUCAUUAUACUGAGAAAAGAGAUAGUCGUACAGAAGAUAUAUUAAACAAACUUGGAUUUGUUCUUGUGGGUUAUAAUUUAGAUAGCCAAGAUUAUAAUAAGAAAGAUGUCAAGACAGGUGCUGGCUCUAUACAAGAUGUUUAUUCACAGACAUUUAAAAAAUACAAGGAUACGUAUGAUUCGAAAGGUUCAUUUAUUGCUGUACAAUAUGAUUUGCCCUAUACUGGUUCCUUGGAUGCUGUACCUUAUAUCGUGAAUACAAUUGCUGAGGAAGGCUAUACGAUGGUUCGCUUGGAUGGAUGUCUUAAAGAUCCCAUUCCUUAUAAAAAAUCUGCUAAUAGUACUAUGGAAUAUGUCUCUGAUAAAUUUUCUUUUAAACAAGCUGGAUACCAUCAAGGUCAAAAGCCAAUUGUUCUCAGUACAACUAUUAAUAUUCCUAAAGAUGAUGAUGUUAAGAUGAUUGCACAAAAUAUAGAAAAUAGAGCAUAUACUUCUACAAUCUCUCUAUUACAUGUUACACUUAUUGCUGCUACUAUUGGUAUCCUAUUUACACUAUUUUUGUAA
Molecule: messenger RNA, 1299 nt
Organism: Cokeromyces recurvatus
Lineage: Eukaryota; Fungi; Mucoromycota; Mucoromycetes; Mucorales; Mucoraceae
Exons: 6
Coding region: 1-1299 (432 amino acids)
Biological process (GO): carbohydrate metabolic process
Molecular function (GO): hydrolase activity, acting on carbon-nitrogen (but not peptide) bonds
Source: RefSeq, a predicted model, not a curated record